GACGCAACUAGAUGAGUGGGGGAGGGAAUCGAAUGCCGUGUCCGACUUUUUAUUUAUUUCUUCUGCUUUUUGUUUAUUAAAAUUAUAUUUAAAAAAAAAAAACAGAAAUCUAUUUUGUAGCUCUUCCUCUCGUAUUUUCUCUUCUUCGCCCAGACAGACAAGAAGCUGCUGCCUUUAUCCGAAGAAUUUAGGGUUUUCAUUUCUUUACCUCCUCGUACAAUCAAAAUCAUCGAAACCCUUAUAUCAAACCAGGCUUCAGCUUCCUCUUGUCGUUUCGUUUGCUCCCUAAGAGGUUCAUGUCUGAUCUUGAAGUUCAAGUCCCCACUGCCUUUGAUCCUUUUGCUGAUGCAAAUGCUGAGGACGCUGGAGCUGGAGCUGGAACAAAGGAAUACGUGCACAUACGUGUUCAGCAGCGUAACGGUAGAAAAAGCCUGACCACUGUCCAGGGUCUUAAGAAAGAGUACAGCUACACCAAGAUCCUCAAAGACCUCAAGAAAGAAUUCUGCUGCAAUGGCACUGUCGUCCAGGACUCUGAACUAGGACAGGUUAUUCAGCUUCAAGGUGAUCAGAGGAAGAACGUCUCUACCUUCCUUGUCCAGGCUGGUCUGGUGAAGAAGGAUAACAUCAAAAUCCAUGGUUUUUGAGCAAAUUCUACCUACUUCAUCUUUGCGAAAUCAAUCAGCCCUUCUCAAAGGCAGUAUGAACAAACAUAUAUGUAUUAAUAAUGUUUUAUACAUAUAAAAUAUAUUGUCAGAAAAAAAAAGAAUUAACGGUUUGCUUAUGAGCGAAUGUAACACAAAUGUAUGAACUUUUCAUUUGCGUUUGUAGCGUGAGAU
Messenger RNA from Brassica rapa (field mustard), 836 nucleotides. RefSeq names its product protein translation factor SUI1 homolog 2. Lineage: Eukaryota; Viridiplantae; Streptophyta; Magnoliopsida; Brassicales; Brassicaceae. The record is from RefSeq and is a predicted model, not a curated record. Gene Ontology annotation, biological process: translational initiation. Gene Ontology annotation, molecular function: translation initiation factor activity.